UUGUUGUUGUUGAUGAUCACAAUAUCACCAGCACGUUACCCUUUCUUUCAUUCAUCACUUCCCUACACUUCAUUGGCACAACUGGCAAUCUGAAACCAACUACCAUUUUCAUGGAAAAUAGCGUGAAAAACACCCUCAGCUUGGAAACGAGGGAACAGCUCAAAGAAAGAUUGGCUUUGCUGAAGAAAGAAUAUGCAAAGACGGUGUAUAAGUUACAGCGUGCACAGAAAGCUGAGCGAAUACAGAACCAUGUUAAAAAACCCAUUGCACAUCAUAAUCGACUAUGGGAAGAGCAGAGCUCAACCCAGCUGACAACAGAAAAUGAGAGCUCCACUACUUUGAGGACAAAUUGGUCCAACUCGUCACUUGAGAAGAGUCGGGUCCCAGCAGAAGAAAGUAAGGAAAAUAAUUCAACUGUGGCAUUCAACAUUGUACCGGAAAUCAUCGAGUGUCCAAAUCAACCUUUAACUAGUAGGUGCAAAAAUGUUGACUCUUCAGGCCAACAACAUACUACUUCAGAUGAAGAAUUGAAUCCAAUCACAAAGACAGGGAGUGGAGUUCAAAGUCGUUUAAAACUUAGAAAAGGGAAGCCCUGUGAAGUAUUGAAAAGAGUGUGUGAAUUAACUUGUGAGUCAGGUAAGCCUUUGAUUGCUAAUGGAGUGCCUGGUGUUAAAAAAAUGGACGCCCUGGAUUCCAUCAAUAAUACAGGCACCAAUGUCUCCGAAACUCUUGAUGGAUGUGUUAAAGAGAACAGAUGUCAUGAAGCACUCCCCCAAGCUGAAGACAACACAGCAUUGGUAAAGAAUGGAACACAGGAAGUAGAAGAUAAUUCUGUGAUUUUGCCCAUGGGCAGAAUUGAAAGUAACUCUCUCCAUUACUGUCACGGGGACAACCCUAUUGAAGAGUCUGCGUUCAAAAAUGAAGCUCUUCCUUCAAGAGAAAUGGUGACUGUAGAUGGUCAACUGCAGGAAGGAAAGCCAAGUUGCUCUCAGGACAUUAGUGAAGCUUCUGAGUCCAACCUAAAGAAUGAGAGAGUUGCAGUAGGAGCAGGUGAACUGCAAUCAGGUACUGCUGUGAGUGAAUCUCUAGGAGCUGGCUCACUGAGGUCUUGUACACUUGUUGAAGGACUUAUCUUUCCGGUUGAGUACUAUGUUCGGACAACUCGGCGCAUGACCAGCUCUCAGCGACAGAUAGAUCUGGAUGCAGUGAUUCAUAGUCAGUUGGGAAAGUCCAGAAAUGGUGGCAAAGGAAGACCCAAGAAGCUCACUUAUAAUCAAAGUAGUUCCAUAGAAGGCUCCCCCAAGAAUGAAGCAGAGAUCUGUAAUACUUUAUUACUUUUUAAAACUCAGGAGGGUGACGGUGGAGAGCCUAAUGCAACUUCCUUGCAGCCUGACUUGCAAGACUCGUGGAACAUUGGUGGCGAUUCCCAGGGUAUUCAAUCAAACCGAAGAAAAGGAGGAAAAAGAGGCAGACGAGAAGGUACAAAUGUACAGCUCACUGAAGCUCAUCUGAAGUCUGAGGAAAAAAAAUUAAAUUACAACAGAUUUCCAAAUGGUGUCCCAAUUGCUCUGUCUUCUGACGUUCAGAGUGAGAAUAAGGGCAAGAAGAGUGGAAUUAAUACUUGCCAACCAACACUUAACUCAAACAAACUAUAUGAAAAAUCUAUAAAUAACACAAAUAGUCAUAAUUUUUCAGGGAAUGUUAACUUUAAUAUAAAGAGUUCCAGCCAGUCGCAGAACACAGCCAAACAACAAGUGGAACCAGUGCAUAACAAUAUUCAGACUGACAAUGUGUUAAAACAUCCUUUGAAAGAGGACAUGAAUGAUCUGUUGAUGGCGCAGGGUGAGUCUGCAGUAUGUGUGCCUGAGCCAUCCAGUAGUGAUAUGGAUAGUCAGGAAAUGAUUCCAGAAACUCAGCAGGAUUCCAUUAAUGGCAUCUCAUUGAAGAAGAAUUUAAAUUAUACAAGGCAGUCAUUUCCAUUGGGAAUUGACUCGGACAGAGGGAAAACAGAGUCGCCAGUCUCUCAGCCCAAGAGGAGGGUGAAGCUCUCGAGAGGUAACAAUUGUCGUAGAACACGUGAAAGCUCCAGGAAGGUCGUUGAGAGAUUCCAAGAAGGGGCACUCGUGUGCUCUGAACCAUUGCUCCGUGUUAAAAAAACUAUUUUCACAAGGUUAUUUCACAGCCAGGAAGUCCAGGAUUUUGACCUUCCGGAGGAGGAGUAUGGUCUACUUAAGGAAAAACUAAGAGCAGAAGCAUUAAAGAAAUCGCGCCUUCCUUCCCAGCAUCAAGAAGUUGGUUGUAAUUUGGAAACUCGGGCAGAAAAGGAUAACUGGGAUAAAACACACUACACAAAUUCACAUGCAUCAGAAAUCAAACAGACUACAGAAAACGUUGAGGAAACCAACCCACAAGUGUCUUCGUGCUGCAAGGGACUGAGCAGAACCCCAGAAAAACCACUGGAUGAUAUUUGUCCUGUUCAGCAAAUUCCAAAAACUACCUCUGGCCAUAAACUAUCUUCCAACAUUUUGCUUUCGACCCUGUGUUGUACCCCACAGGCAAUUAAUGAUCAUCAGCAUGACCAAACUGCUGGUAGCCCUACAUUCCCUACACUUGGCUUCACUCCUGCCCCUGGUUCAACUGAGUGUUCUCCGGUAUUUUCCCAAAGAAAUUACGGAAACCAGAAUUCACCUCAAACUGGCACACACGUGUUGGAAGGUGUGGGGGAUUGUGGACAGAGGUUCCAGGCAGCUGCUGAAGAAGUGUCGCAAACAGAUUUAUGUCAGCUCACUCCAAUUAUAAAGGAAGGCAGUCAAUGUGUUUUCUCUGGAAAGGAACCUUUGAACAAUAAGGAUGAGGAGGACCUCAAUUACAAAUAUGAGAAGAUAUUCAGCCAGCAAGAGAUGCCAAAUGAUUAUUGUGUUGAGGAAUUUUCAGAAAUUGACACUGCAAUUGAAGAGCAUAAAGAUGUCUUGACUCCACCUCUUGCUACUUUGCAAUUGGAACAAAAAGUGGAAAAGCAGUUAUUACAAUUAAUCUCCAAGAUACAGAAUCCAUCCACAUCCUGCAUUAUUGACUUGUGCACAGUAUUUUGGAUGGUGAAAGAGACCAGAACUUUGUGUAUUGCUUGUGCCUGUGAAACAGCAGUGUUGCUAUGGGCUCCAGAGCAGGUUAACCAAUGGACUAAUAUCUAUACUUGGGUCUUUGAUAAGGUUCCCAUAAUUGAACUCAUCCCCAUUCCAGAUGCUGUUAACAUUCUCUGUGUGGCUUUUGGAAGCCUGGAGAUAAGGGAAGUAAAGGUAUUACGCUCUACAGAGCAAGGCUGCUUGGAACAUACUCUGCUGCAGACAGGAGAUAUAAAUGCCGUGUUGGGGCUGCCUGGAUGGAAACUAGUCUGCUCUUGUGGCACGCUCCAGACUCAAAGCAUAGAAAUGAACACCCUCUCCAAAGAAGGAAGGAGUGAGCAAUCUAUGCAACUUGUCCCUCCCAAUGAGAUCGUUUUGGCUUUCAGCGAAGUUGAAGGGCAAAUAGAAGCUUUGAUCGGAUCGACUAUAAUGAGCAACAUCGUCAUUUGGAACAUGAAGACUGGGCACCUCCUCAAGAGGAUCCAUUUAAGUGAAAGCUACCCUGGCACUGUCUGCCAGAAAGCCUAUUCCCAGUCGGGAAUAUUGUUCAUUCUUCUAAGUCGUCGGUACAUUGGCACCUGUGAAGGAGAGCAGGUCUGUGUUUUGAGAAUGGUGGCUGUUAAUCCCAUGAAUGGGAAAAGUAGACCAAUCAUGUCGUAUACAAUCCCUGUGGAAUGCAGUGGGAGGUACAUUGAUGGAGGUGUGAAGGGGCAGUCCAUUGCAGCAAUUGUAACUCCCGGAACCAUGGUACUUUGGAAUCUACUGUCUGGCCAAAUCUCAACCAUGCUCCAGCAUGACUCUAGUGGGGACUGGUCACUAUUUUACUGGGCUGAGGAGGACUCGUGUCUUCUAGCCAGAAAGAACGAUAGCACUGUGUAUAUAUACAAAUGCUUAGGAGCCAGAACAGUAUGAAUAUACUAUUGCUGUGUCAAGAUUAUGCAGGAUAAACUUGCAGUACUUUGGUUCGUGAAACCUGUUCACCUCUUUUUUGGAUGAAAACCACCAAAGAUUUCAAUGUGAGCAAAGUGUACAAUUCUUUACAAAGCACAAUGAUUUACUGAGCUACUGCACAGUGCUUUUUUUUAAUUGUGGGGAUAUAUUAUAAGUUACUAUGGACUAUUUCGGUAAAAUAUUCAGUGCAUAAUUAUUUAAUAUAUUCAAAUAAUUGCAGAUUUAUUUUGCUUUUAACUGUGGUGAUAGGACAUUACAGUUCCUUUCCUAAUGUACUUGAAGGGCAUUCCUGGAUCACUGUAUAUCAUGAUAACCGAGCAGAUUAUAUUUUCCUCUGUACACUGUCGGUUGAAAUAACCACUAAUGUAACGUUGGAAAAUCUGAGUUGUAUUCACAUCCACUAACUAGAGCCAGCUUCAAAUUUAGACGCAAAAUGCUGGAGUAACUCAGUGGGACAGGCAGCAUCUCUGGAGAGAAAGAAUGGGAGAUUGAAGAAGGGUCUCAGCCUGAAACGUCACCCAUUCCUCCAGCAUUUUGUGUCUACCUUCGAUUUAAACCAGCAUCUGCAGUCCUUUCCUAUACAGCUUCAAAUUUACUUCCAUUUGGUAGUUGGGUUGUUGACUUUCCCUAUUAAGGGGGAACUUCGAAAAGUUUCCAAAAAAGGAAUGAUUGUACUUGUUUAAAAAGACAAAUGAAAGAGGAUUAUAAUGUCACAAAUCUGUCUUCAAUAAAUAAAAUCAAUUAAUCA
Molecule: messenger RNA, 4821 nt
Organism: Leucoraja erinaceus (little skate)
Lineage: Eukaryota; Metazoa; Chordata; Chondrichthyes; Rajiformes; Rajidae
Gene: palb2
Product: partner and localizer of BRCA2
Exons: 14
Coding region: 111-4034 (1307 amino acids)
Biological process (GO): double-strand break repair via homologous recombination
Cellular component (GO): nucleoplasm
Molecular function (GO): protein binding; DNA binding
Source: RefSeq, a predicted model, not a curated record